AUGUGCAUAAAGCAACGAGGAGUGGCGCUUCGAGCCCCUCAACAGUCUUCCGCUCAUUUGUGCCUCGACACAACAGGGCCUCGUCCUCCCGGUUGUCGUCCUUUUCGUUUCGUUUUCCCCUUACCUCUCUCAAAUCCGAACCUAUUCACCGUUGUAACGAUGUCGUACAGCGAUAGCUACUCGGACGCGACCUCCGUCCCGCCCAGCCCGACCACGUCCAGCAGCAAUCAAUCGAGCAGCUCAACGGUGUACAGCUCCAUUGACCGCACCCUUCUCGAGCACAAAUUCGACCUUGAGACGCUUGACCUCGACGAUGAGCUGCUCUCCGCACCCCUCGAAUCCUUUGCGGCGCUCUGCUGGGAAGAGGCCGUACGCGGCGACGACUGGAAGCAGCGCCGCCGCCUUGGCUGCGUCGCGCGGAAGCGCAUGCCGCGCCGUCCGUCCGUCUUGCACUUCAUCGAGAAUUGGAGGGCGUCGCUGGACGUCGAUCUCGACGAAGCGCCUCCCGCCUAUGCAACGCUCCACGAAGUGUACCCUGCGGACGAGCGAGUGGAUUUGCAAGACGAAUUCCCGCCGUAUGAACCGCCCACGGGAAUGGGCGAAAAACACGCCGGUCGACCUCAGAUGACCUGCGUACGCCAGUCCGAUGGUCAAUACAUCUUCUUUGACCCUGCGUUCGAGACCAACGCAUCGGGGGCAGAUGGCGCGCAGUCCAGCCCGCAACGACCCCAGGACAAACCACCGCUGCUGUCACUCAGGCUGGAAAAGCCUGCGAGGCUCGUUCAGAGGGCCCUCUCCUCCAACAAGACAAUGGAGAGGACGUAG
This is a messenger RNA of Punctularia strigosozonata HHB-11173 SS5, 825 nucleotides long. RefSeq lists its product as uncharacterized. The transcript has 3 exons. Lineage: Eukaryota; Fungi; Basidiomycota; Agaricomycetes; Corticiales; Punctulariaceae. Bases 1 to 825 code for a protein of 274 amino acids. The record is from RefSeq and is a predicted model, not a curated record.